GCCUGUCUGCAUUAAGAUAUCAGACGCGCGCGCGGCCCCACGGAGUCUCUGUACUCUACGAAACAGUGCUUGCAGUGUAGUCUGUGAUUUUUUUUUUGUUUGGAUUUCAAAGAUGAACGGCGCCAGUGCAAACGCAAACAUGUCAUUUGUAGAUUCUUACAGAAGAUUCAUGGAGAGGAACAGUGAUCCCCGUACAGAAAACUGGUGGUUGAUGUCGGGACCAGGGCCACUCAUCACGAUUCUGGCCACAUACCUAUACUUCUGCACGUCUGUAGGACCGCGGUAUAUGAGAGACAGGAAACCAUACUCAUUGAAAAACACCAUUGUAGUGUACAAUGUCUCACAGAUUUUGAUGAGCAUAUUCCUGGUGUAUGAGGGUUUAGUAGCGGGUUGGUGGAACGACUAUAACUUUUCAUGUCAACCAGUAGAUUAUUCAGACAGCCCGAAAGCAAGAAGAAUGGCAGCUGCAGUCUGGUGGUACUUCUUUGCGAAAAUAAUCGAAUUACUCGACACGAUAUUCUUUGUUUUGAGAAAGAAAAAUAGACAGAUAUCGUUCCUCCAUCUUUAUCAUCACACUAUGAUGCCUAUUUGUGCCUGGAUUGGUACAAAAUUCUUAGCAGGUGGUCACGGAACGUUGCUGGGUGUGAUAAACUCCUUUAUCCACAUCAUCAUGUACUCCUACUAUCUGAUCUCUGGACUUGGUCCACAAUACCAGAAAUUCCUGUGGUGGAAGAGACAUGUCACCACCUUGCAAUUGAUCCAAUUCUGCAUUAUCUUUUACCACAACUUCAGUGUGAUGUUCUGCGAAUGCAACUACCCCAAAUUCAUCAACUUCCUACUGUCACUCAAUGCUGGAAUGUUCCUUUAUAUGUUUGGCAGUUUUUACUACAGAAAUUACGUGAAAUCUGACGACAGAAACUGUAAACCCAUCACAUAUACAAACGGAGUUUCAAAUGGUGUUGUUAAUGAAAAAUGUAAAGAGUCCUAGUUCUAAUUGCUCAAUUACAUUAAGCGGAUUAUUGAUGUGUGAUUUAGUUUAAUUAUAAAUAUAGAUAUAGGUUUGAAUGUAAGACUUGAAAUACUGGACAGGAACAAUCGACAGAACUUACUUUUGCACCGUAAUUUAUAUUAGUUAUCAGAUCACAGUACUAAAAUAGUUAACUACAUUUAAGCAAAGUUAUACUCUGUUAAAGUACUACUAGAUAUCAAUAUGAAAUUUCAUGUGUGAUAGAAAUUUUGCUCUCGAUAACGACUUUUCAUUUACAAUAAGUAAUAUAAUUCACAACUUGAACAACAACAGUGAUUAUGAUGGUAAACUUAUUGCAAAAAAUUCAGGUGUAUCCUUAAUAUUUCCAUCGUGAUAUUGACAUCAGCAGAUAUACAUAGCACGUGUAGUCUACACAUGUUAAAGAGUGACUGUACAACAUUAUUUAAGUUGGUUGAUGACUUCAGAAGUGCAUAGAUGUUGUAAUAAUUAUUAGUCGUCAUAAAUUAUGCAAAUUUGUAUAGCAGGUGAAGAUUAUUGUAAAUCCCCUAUUAAAAUAAUAU
Zerene cesonia (dogface butterfly) is the source of this 1548-nucleotide messenger RNA. RefSeq names its product elongation of very long chain fatty acids protein AAEL008004-like. Gene Ontology annotation, cellular component: endoplasmic reticulum membrane. The transcript has 7 exons. The coding region runs from base 113 to 988 and encodes 291 amino acids. NCBI's taxonomy places the organism in Eukaryota, Metazoa, Arthropoda, Insecta, Lepidoptera, Pieridae. The record is from RefSeq and is a predicted model, not a curated record. Gene Ontology annotation, molecular function: fatty acid elongase activity. Gene Ontology annotation, biological process: fatty acid elongation, monounsaturated fatty acid; sphingolipid biosynthetic process; very long-chain fatty acid biosynthetic process.